AUGUUGACGGAAAGAAGAUCGAACUCGCGACCUAGAGGGGAAGGAGAGUCCGAGGACAGAUUGCUGACUUGGAAAGAGGGACGUACAGGGUUCCCUUGGACCGAUGCAAUCAUGCGACCAUCAUCUCGUCCGACACUCCGUGGCUGGAGGAUUAUGUCUUCCGCGUUACUUGACGAGGCCCUGAAAUAA
Molecule: messenger RNA, 189 nt
Organism: Guyanagaster necrorhizus
Lineage: Eukaryota; Fungi; Basidiomycota; Agaricomycetes; Agaricales; Physalacriaceae
Exons: 2
Coding region: 1-189 (62 amino acids)
Source: RefSeq, a predicted model, not a curated record